Molecule: messenger RNA, 1225 nt
Organism: Musa acuminata AAA Group (dessert banana)
Lineage: Eukaryota; Viridiplantae; Streptophyta; Magnoliopsida; Zingiberales; Musaceae
Exons: 2
Coding region: 539-1045 (168 amino acids)
Source: RefSeq, a predicted model, not a curated record
UCAAGGAAAGACAACUGGUGUUUAAUGAAACAGAGUAAAAGCCAGUAAUUGUGUUUGUAAAUGGCAGUUAAAGAAUUGUAUUUAUGUUGGCCUUUCUCUGCUGUGUCUUUCUAUAUCACUGCCUUUGUGUUUGCCCUCCAAAACUUCUACUCCAGGAUCUGGCUACUCAUUCUUAUUGAGCUAAAGCAAUGCAGAAGAGGUAUAAAUCCUCCUCUAGUUUUCUUUUUUUUUCUCUGUUUUUCUUCUGUGAUUUUUUUCUCUCUGUUUUUCUUUCCUGUUUAAUGAUAAUCUGUUCAUCAUGUUCUCAAAGUGUCUCAUUUUCUUUUAAGCUUUCAUUUAUGAGACAAUCUUUGGAAAAAGAUCAACAUUGAUCAAGAAAUUUCUGCUUUCUUUUAUGUGUCAAUCCAGCAAGGCACUCAGGAACUUUGUUUGAGAAUGAUGCUUUUGGUUGUGGAUUUAUUCUUUGCUUCAUAGGCUUACCUCUCUCUUUGUACUGCACAUCUACUGCUUGUUCCUUUCUGUGGGUUGCAGUCGCAAGAUGAAGAAGCCUCCCGUUUUCCCCAAAGAUAAAAAUGGGAACCGCCGUGCGAUUGGUUAUGAUGAUCUCCAGUCGGGCUUCCCAAAGAUCGUAGAAGAAGGAAGAAAUCAAGCAAAAGACAGAGAAUUCUCACUGCCAAAUUCUGACUCGUUCAGGAAGAAGGUGGGGAUGAAAGAAAGAAAGAACAAGACAUGGAAGAGGUCGCUAUCCUCCUGGUUCAAGUUUCAUCAGAAGAAGGCAGCAGAGGAAGCACCACCGACAACCAAGUUCGCCAAGGGCUCGAAUCCUUUGGAUACAGAGCGCAGUUUGUUCUCAGGUCCAUUGUUUGGAAAUAGUAGAAGAUUUGGAAUGGUUCAGCAACACAAUUGGCUCGCUGCUUCAGGACCUCUUGCUUGCUGCUUCACUCCUACAAGAGCAGAGGAAACUGAGGUGCCUUACAUGUACUUGGACAAUCAUAACAAUCCUGUGGGAACUCAGGCGUUUGGUCCUGUUUACCUGGUAACCUAAGCCAUGAAGAAGCUCACCUCAGAAGAACGCAAGCAUGAGUGCCACUUAUAUACGAGCUCAUGUGUGUGGUCGAUAGACUAUUGUUCCAUGACAGUGGAGGAACUGUGAGAGGUUGUCGUUCUUGUGGUUUUGCUGGUUUCACAGUUUCUGCUUGAAAUGCAUCAAUGAUCUUUAAACUGA